AUGUUUCUUUUUGUGUUUUUUACCGCAUCAUAUGUUAAAAAUGGUAACAUUGAGCAAGGCAAACUAGUAACUUUUGCUCCUGAUUAUGGUUACAUGAAAGGAGGACGAAUUAACGUAGUAAUUGUUGGAAGAAACGUUACUGGUACAACCUUUGCACUUCUCAGUCAAUUACAAUAUCAUCAGAACUACUCAAAGUUAAAAGAAAAGGAUAAAUUCUGUGGUAAUAUUUCCAAAAUUAAAGAUACGCAAGUUUAUAGAUGUACAUCUGGUUUCGCAGCUUGCAAAUGGAAUGCCACAAUACAAAGAAAAGACAUAUAUUAUCCAGUAAUUUACAAUUGCGAAGAUCGAAGACUUGAUUAUCAAAUUACGUACUUAAAUUAUCAGACCUAUUUAGAUAUCAGAGAGAGAUUUACACCAAUGAUUGCAAUGGGAAUCUCUAUUUUAUACACAAUCCUUACAAUGUUUUGGAUUUACAACAUUCACUCAUACCAGCAGUUUAAUAUACAGCUUGUUAAUGGUUUCGCGUUUACAUGUGCCUUUAAAGCUAUAUCUGUCGGAAUUCUUGCAUACUAUUGGGCCGAAAAGUCAGAAAAAGAAUCUAUUCCGUUCAAAUUUGAAGUUACUGUUGAAUUAUUCCAAAUUGUAUCAAAUGGAUUGAUAUUUAUGAUAAACGUAUUUGCUACUGACGGCAUGAGCAUCAUUCGAGGCUGUCAAAAUUUCAAAGAUUUUCUAAAUAAGUUCAUUCUCUGCAAUCUUUUCUUCCUUUAUAGGCGCUUAAUACACUAUACAGACAGUAUACUCCUUGUUGUUGUAUAUACUUUCCUUUGUAUCAUCUUCUACGCUUCAUAUGUAAAUCUUGUUGGACGAGGAACGUAUGUUAUCCAACAGAUUGGCGACCAAUUUGAAAAUGACAGACAGAUAUCUCUUAAGUACGCUCUAGCUAUCAAAUUUAAUGUAAUUAUUACACAAUUAUUGUUAUUUUUUGUUAUUUGUAUUUCAUAUGCAAUGCUUAUAGAGAUAAGAUACACAUUACUCUUCUUAUGUGAAGAGUCGCUUGUUAUUUUCGUUGUUUAUAUAGAUUAUGCCUACUUCAAAAUCAGAAAAGAUUUUGUUCCUCCUGAAAUUCAAAUAGAAGAAGCUCACGAAGUUAUUGACCCGUCAGGAAUAUCCUACGUGGAGGAACCGUUAGCUAAUGAACUUGCUUUUGUCUCUAACCAUGAAAGCCAUCAGACAGCUUAA
Trichomonas vaginalis G3 is the source of this 1239-nucleotide messenger RNA. RefSeq names its product lung seven transmembrane receptor family. Gene Ontology annotation, cellular component: Golgi apparatus; membrane. Gene Ontology annotation, biological process: transport. The record is from RefSeq and is a predicted model, not a curated record. Bases 1 to 1239 code for a protein of 412 amino acids. Lineage: Eukaryota; Parabasalia; Trichomonadida; Trichomonadidae. The transcript has a single exon.